GAAAGCGACUGCAAAGAGUUUUGUGUGUGUGUGCGGAGGGUAUCGGGUGAUUUGUAUUCAAAAAACUCCCCCCCCCCAAAUCCCAACUAAAAAUCAAGGGAGAUACACAAGUAGGUGUCAUAUGGAAAAGACAUCCAUCGAUAUUCCCCAAAUUGUUUUGUAUUUUUAAAUGAAAACAACGGGAGUAUAAAAAGACGUAAGGUUUUCUUUCUGCCCCCUUUCUGUUUUCUUUGUUUCCAUUCUGCCCCAACGGAGAAUCCCAACAAACGACUAUAUCAACCUGUCAAAAUCCGACGCGCGAGUGAAGGGCGGAGGGCCAUUUAUUUUUUCCGUUAUCGGCCAUCUUAUCCAUUCGUCUUGAUUCACCUCACGACAGCCCUUUUUUUUUUUUUCCAUCGCAUCAAGAUUAAUCAUCGAUUACACACACUCUGUUAUUAACUAUGCCGCCCAGCACUUCCCUUCAUCACCCAACUUCCCUGAGCCCGUUACCGCAUCAACCUUCGAAUCAGUACACUAGAGGAUGUUAUGGUGGAUCACAGCCAUCCAUGCUGAACACGGCAACGACAACGUCUCCGUACACUAGCCCUCAACUGACGAAAAAGGGUUUAAUCCGACAAUUCUUCAACUCGCGGCCACAGCUCAAGGCAACCGGGGGACAAGGGCAGCCUCUUUCUUCUGCUGCUGCUGCUCACGGGCCGGUUACUGCCGAGGGUCCACAGCGUGCACAGAGCGCGCAAGACAUUAAAGGCUCAACCGCACCCUCAUCGCCUGUAUCGACUCCAAAUCCUCUUCCUCCUUCGACUGCUACUGCUGCGACUACUGCCACUUUGCCCUUCGUUAAAAAACCUCCAUCCUCCAUGCCCGUUACACCGCAAUCCGUAUCUCGUCCCUCCAGUCCUACCGCACGCAUCGCUCGCUCACCAGCAACACCGCCUCCUAAACAACAACAAAAGUCGAGAUCUUCCCUUUCAAAUGACGAUACAUCUCCUCUUCAACGUCUGUUGAACAAGUACCCUCUCAAUGCUGCUUUUUUGGCUCGCUACCAAGUCACCGCUGAGCUGGGUUCGGGCGGAUUCGGCCAUGUUCUAGCGGCUACUCGUAUAAAGGACCGGAAGGAAGUGGCCGUAAAAUUGAUCCUAAAGCGGAGAAUCCCCGUAUCUGCGUGGGCACGAGAUCGAGAACUUGGCGUCAUGCCAAUGGAAGUGUAUCUGGUCCGGCGUUGCAACCAUCCAAAUGUGAUUGCAUUUGAAGAUUUUUUCGAAGACGAGCGGUUUGGCUAUUUGGUGAUGGAGAUGCAUGGAACCCAGUGGAGUGCUACGGACAAUGCUUUUAUAGAUGAAAAGGACCGCAAAGAUGCCAUGCACCUUGCCAAGGCUGCUGAAGCAGCACGUGCUCAAGUGGACACGAUCCCGGAAGAAAUCGAUCCGCCAGAAAAGAAGGAAAACGAGUUCAUCUCUAAUGGACACCAUUCUCCACCUAGUUCCCCUACAGCUGCGACUGCGACUUGUCGUCAUCCAGCCAUCGCAAGGGUAAUAUGUGAAGAAACCGGUGGCGCCGAGCAAGUAUCGCCUUCUCCUCCUCACCGGGUACGACAACUCUCCAACCCAACACUUUCUUCCACACCGGCCCCUCGCUCCCUCCCUUCACCGCCACCCAUGGCUCGCACCCAAUCCGUCCCGCUACCUCCCAAACUUGCUCGCAAACCUUCCAUGGACCUCUUUGAGUGCAUUGAGCAAAACGCUCACCUUCCAGAACGCCAUGCUAGGCACGUCUUUCGUCAAAUCGCCGAAGCUGUAGCAUACCUUCACUCUCGUGGCAUCGUUCACCGCGACUUGAAGGACGAAAAUAUUGUCAUUGACUCGAACCUCCACGUUAAAAUCAUCGAUUUCGGGUCAGCUGCCUUUGAACCCUCUCACAAAAAGUCGCAGCUCUUUGACCGCUUCCAAGGAACUCUCCAAUACGCUUCACCCGAAAUCCUCAGAGGAGAACGAUACAAGGGCCGACCUUCUGAUAUUUGGGCCAUGGGCGUCCUCCUGUACACCAUGUUACACGGCGAAUGUCCCUUUUCCAGCAGCGAGGAAGCCAUGGCCAGUGGAUACAAGCCACCAAAGAUGCAGACGAGCGCAGAAUGUCUCCAAUUGGUGGACUGGAUGCUGGAAAAGACACCUGAUAGGCGUCCCAGUGCUGAACAGGUUUUGCAGCAUCCGUGGAUGAGAAAAGUGUUACCGUAAAUGGAUCGACUUUGUGUGUGUAAAUAGAAUCAUGUACACAAUUUUUUAGAGAAAUGAGAAAACCUCUUUCAUGUACAUUACGGUUUGUUUUUAAUGUUCAUAGUGUAUUGGCAAUAACAAAUGUCACAACACAAUACACCAGGGAAUAAACCGGCGGCAACCGGUUCGGAAAAGCCAAGUAAUUCCCU
Messenger RNA from Spizellomyces punctatus DAOM BR117, 2419 nucleotides. RefSeq names its product CAMK/CAMKL/PASK protein kinase. Gene Ontology annotation, cellular component: cytosol; cytoplasm; nucleus. Lineage: Eukaryota; Fungi; Chytridiomycota; Chytridiomycetes; Spizellomycetales; Spizellomycetaceae. Gene Ontology annotation, biological process: protein phosphorylation; intracellular signal transduction; negative regulation of glycogen biosynthetic process. Bases 441 to 2231 code for a protein of 596 amino acids. The record is from RefSeq and is a predicted model, not a curated record. Gene Ontology annotation, molecular function: ATP binding; protein serine/threonine kinase activity. The transcript has a single exon.